AUGUUGCGUCUUGGAGCUAAAGCAAUGUCUAAUUUGGCGAAACAAAGGUAACUUGGGUAUUUUCUAACACUAUUUAUAACUUUGUAUGACUUUAAACCACAUUUUUGAUCACUUCCAGCCUCCAUAUUACCCUUUCCACCAGGGCUAUGAAACACGGCCCUGAGGGCAAGAUCUAUCGCCUCUGGUUUGAUGACGUCAAAAAUAAUCGAAUAGAUUUGAAGACCUUCGAACAAUGGCAUCAAGGGUUGAAAGCGGCUAAUGAGGACCCGAACACAGUGAUUACUGUCAUUUCCGGGCGUGGGAAAUUCUAUACCGCCGGCUCGGACCUCAACGGAUUCCGAGGUGAGAAUUUAAAAUUUUUUAUGCGCAGGUUUCGAUAAGGCUUGAGUAAAUUUAGCAUAGAAAGAGACAUUGGUUUUCGGAUCAACUAGUAUCAGGUUGUAAUGGUUAAUAUAAUUUUUGAUGAGAAAUAAGCUGUUUUUGUCCGAAAAAUCACAUGGUAGGUGUACGUUGUCAAAUACGGUGCCCGUAAUGAACUGUGACUAGUUUUACUAGACUAAAAUAUGCAUUUCAAUCAAAUUUUUCAUAUAUAAUGAAAAAUUUUUUCGGUAAUAUAAUCCUUUGGCAAUUUCAAAAAAUUAUUGCUUCUUUCGAUUCAAAAAUACAGUUCCUUGCUUCCACUCUAGGUCGAUCCAGAGUCUUACUUCGUCAGCUCUUUUCGGUCCCAACCUCUGAUCAUCUUUUUGCUUUUCAUUACGGUUUGAGGCGGGAAAUUCGCGUAUCCCUGAACAAUCCUCGGCUUCAGCUUGUUAAUUGGCUUCCGGCAAAACUUGAGAGAUCAAACGGUUAUUUUUUUGCAAGCUUCGGUCGCGCUGAAUGUCCUGCCGAAAACCAAAAAUUCGGACGCCAAGAAUAGGAUUUUCUAGUUUUUGACAAAUCUUAAUUUAACCAGGAACUUGCUUACAUUUGCGUUUCCCAAUGAUGGGAAAAGCAUCCUUCGGAGAAGUGCGGCCAAGACGAAGAACUUGACAGAUUUUGAUAAAUCUAUGGAAAAUAUACGGCUUUUUAAGUCCAAAUACGGGCAGAAAAGUCGAAAACGUCAAGAAAACAUUGUUUUUAGGUCUCGAAACAGACGAGCAACGCACCGAGCUGGCCAAGAAAGUCAUGUAUGGCCCGGUUUCCGGACUGAUCAGCGAGUUCAUCGACCACAAAAAGCCGAUCAUCGCGUUGAUCAACGGCCCUUGCAUUGGGAUUGGCGUCACCACUUUGCCGUUUUGCGACUCAGUGAUCACGUCGGAAUCGGUAAGUACGUAUAGUAAAUUGGAAUCUCAAAAUUUUUGUUCGCUAAAGAGGGAUUUCAUUGUACGGAGUCUAAACUUGCUCCAAGUUUCAUCAAAAUCUCUCAACUUUUUUAUCCCAAUUUCUCUCUAAUUGUCCCUUUUUUAGGCUUAUUUUCUGACCCCAUUUGUCCGUCUUGGCUACACUCCCGAAGGAUGCUCUUCUCGUCUGUUUGCCAAGACUAUGGGAUACGCAAUUGUAAGCAAAUUCCUUGUUAAACUAAUUUAAGAUCUGUCAAAAAUUUAAAAAAUCCUCUUCUAGGCGUCCGAAUUUUUGGUUUUCGGCCGAAAAUUCAGCGCGGCCGAAGCCUACAAUUGCCAUUUGGUUUCUCAAGUUUUGCCGGAAGCCAAUUUCCAAUCUCAGGCCGAGAAGAUCGUUCAGGAAUACGCGAAUUUGCCGCCUCAGACCAUGAUGAAAAACAAAAACAUGAUCAGAGGUUGGGACCGGGAAGAGUUGAAGAAGGUAAACGAAGAAGAAUGCAGGAUCGAAGUGGACCAAUGGAUCGAACCAGAGUGCAAGCAAGGAACUACUGCGUUUUUGAAUCGAAAGAGACAAUAA
This is a messenger RNA of Bursaphelenchus xylophilus (pine wood nematode), 1896 nucleotides long. Lineage: Eukaryota; Metazoa; Nematoda; Chromadorea; Rhabditida; Aphelenchoididae. The record is from the annotation of a GenBank genome assembly.